Messenger RNA from Dromaius novaehollandiae (emu), 1045 nucleotides. It is a transcript of the gene PAF1, whose product is annotated as PAF1 homolog, Paf1/RNA polymerase II complex component. The transcript has 5 exons. Bases 5 to 856 code for a protein of 283 amino acids. Gene Ontology annotation, molecular function: RNA polymerase II complex binding; chromatin binding. Gene Ontology annotation, cellular component: Cdc73/Paf1 complex. Lineage: Eukaryota; Metazoa; Chordata; Aves; Casuariiformes; Dromaiidae. The record is from RefSeq and is a predicted model, not a curated record. Gene Ontology annotation, biological process: transcription elongation by RNA polymerase II.
GGGGAUGAUGGACGAGGAGGGGAACCAGUUCGUGGCCUAUUUCUUGCCGGUGGAGGAGACGCUGCGCAAGCGCAAGCGGGACCAGGAGGAGGAGAUGGACUACGCGCCUGAGGACGUGUACGACUACAAGAUCGCGCGGGAGUACAACUGGAACGUGAAGAACAAGGCGAGCAAGGGCUACGAGGAGAACUACUUCUUCAUCUUCCGCGAGGGCGACGGCGUCUACUACAACGAGCUGGAGACCCGGGUGCGGCUGAGCAAGCGGCGGGCCAAGGCGGGGGUGCAGUCGGGCACCAACGCGGUGCUGGUGGUGAAGCACCGCGACAUGAACGAGAAGGAGCUGGAGGCCCAGGAGGCGCGCCGGGCCCAGCUGGAGAACCACGAGCCCGAGGAAGAGGAGGAGGAAGAGCUGGAGAUGGAGAAGGAGGCGCCGGGCUCAGACGAGGAGCGGGAGAAGGGCAGCGAGAGCGAGGCGGGGGCCAGCGGCGAGGAGGAGGAGGACGAGGACGAGGAGGAGGCCGAAGGCUCGGGCAGCGGCAGCGAGCGGGGGGGCUCGGCCCGCAGCGACGAGGAGGAGGAGGACGGAGGAGGAGGAGGAGGAGGAGGCCGAAGCGGCGGCCGCCGGGGGGGGCCGCCGGGGGGCCGCGCCGACGCCGCCCGGGCCGCCCGCGACAAGGAGGAGAUUUUCGGCAGCGACGACGACGAGGACAACGAGGAGGAGGAAGAGGAGGAGGAGGAAGAGGAGUCGGAGGGGGGCGGCAGCGAGGGGGGGCCCCCGCGCAGCCCCCGCCUCAGCCCCAGCGACGCCUCGGACGACGACAGCCCCAGCGACGCCUCCGACUCCUCCAGCGACUGAGCCGGACGCCGGGCCCCCCCGCCGCCGCCGUGGGGAGUCUCCGGCGGCUCGUAUAGGGUUGCGCCCCGUUUUGGGGCAAAAAGGGGCGAUUUGGGCGCUUUUUGGGUUGUUUUUCUCUUUAAUACGUAGUCAUGGUUACCAGCCAUAGUCAUAACAAAAGUUAUUCAUAAUAAAAUGUAUCUAAAAUAA